Lymnaea stagnalis (great pond snail) is the source of this 2959-nucleotide messenger RNA. Lineage: Eukaryota; Metazoa; Mollusca; Gastropoda; Lymnaeidae. The record is from the annotation of a GenBank genome assembly.
AUGGGAAAUAAUUUCUCAAAGAGUUCAAGCCAUAAUCAAGACAAACCAUCAAGUAUUUAUAAAAGAUAUUUAUAGACACAACUAAUAACUUAGUUUCAAUAAAAUUUUCAUAGCCAAAUUUUGGCGACAGGAUUCCUUUCUUAUAUCUGUUUAAUGGCGCUGGUGACUUUCACUGAAUGUUUUUUUUGUUUUUUUUGUUUGUUGUUUUGAAGGUUCAUUGUCUUUAAAUAAGUUUAAAUGUUCGAAUAUAAUGUAAAAUGCAUACUUGAUUUGAAUUUUGCAACGAACAUCUGAACAAUAACUCUCCUCAUUCACAAGACUGUCUUAUGGUGUAGUCGUAAUUGUGCACAUUGUAUGGAUAAUGCAUUUUUGACUUUCUAAGUUUGAGUUUCACAUUUCCACAGAUUCUGAUCUCAUCAUUCCAGAACACACACUGAACACAACCUGGGGAACAUUUAAGUGGAAAGGUUGCCAGGAAAAUCCAGGACACAAGGAGUUCAUACCUGUGAAAGAGUUUAACCUCGAACAUCUACCAAAAGGGUACAGAACUGAUCACUUUCUGAGAAGCAUAAGACUCUUGGGUGAUUUGACUUGUCGGAUAACUGUAACUAGUGUCAGCGAUAAGAGACCACACGAUAACACGUUAUUCAGUCAAUCAGGCAGAGUACGUAUGGGGACAGGCACUGUUUUUGAGGUUAUAAGAGAAACAAAUGAAACAGAGGCCAAAACAUGUGUGCAGUGUGGUAGUUUGCAUGAAACGACAGGUUUCUGUAUAAUAAGAAUUAUCACCGCUUGCCAUGUGGUAUUUGACUGCCAAGAAGCUGGACACACAACUAUAGAUUUAUUUUACGAUGAUGAAUUCAACAAAAAAGACAUUCAUACGCUAGACGGGUGCCGUGUCAUUAGCAAAGACGUGGAUGAAGACUGGUGUGUCUUUGAUUGCCUGACAGGAGAUGAUGACUUGGCAAAGAGGAUGCACGAGAGAUUAAAUGAUUUUAAAUCUUUGAUUCAUAACAGGAAGUUGGAUACUUCUGUUCCAUGGAUCAUAGUGGCGUCACAUCCUCACGGUCUUGCCAAACACAUAACUGUUGGUGAAUGGAAAGAAUACGAUGGUACUGAAUCGACGAAACAAGUUACAAAUAUUGACAAGCGUAAUUUCAUGAAGUUUUAUGAAGACAGUGUUGAGUACAGUUUAAUCCCGUCCAUCGAACCAUCCAUUGUUUCCAAUACGAAAAGUAAGUGGGAAAUUUUGAAUGCUUUGCAAAAACAUAUUUCUUCCUGUUUUUUUUAAGGUGGAAUCACGAAAUCCAAAUAAUUUAUUGCAUUCCAGGGUUGUAAGUUGCAGGUGUUUCAGUGGGUGUGAGCAGUGCCGUAGCUUGGCUCCUGCAAGCCCCGUGGCUGCAGGGGUUCUAAUCACAUAUUUAAGGGGCCCAAAGUUGUGAUGUGGAAAAAAUUAAUGAAAAAUAGCUAAAUAGAAGAAAACCAUGAAAAGUUGCAAGGGGUCUAAAAAAUUCACGUGACGGCUCUGGGUGCGAGGCAAAGUGGUUACAGGAAAAGAGAAACCAAACAUUUUUAUAAGCCGAUAUUAAAUGUCUACAAUUUACUUUAUGUAAAAAAUAAGUAUCUAGUUUAUCGUUUAAGUUUUAUACAUUUUUUAAGUAAAUUCAACAACAAAAAAAAAAAAAAAAAAAAAAAAAAAAAAAAAAAAAAAAAAAAAGAAAAAUAGAAAUCCAUUUUUUAAGGAGCAUUAUUACUUUGAAUCUUUCAAAUAUUUUGUUUUCCAUUGUAGUGUUAUGUAUUGCUUUAAAUAAUAGAAAAUAAUAACUUCUAAAUAAAAUUUAAUUUAAGGCAUGGCCAGUAGCUGAAAUUAGGGAAUGCUCAGCUUUUUUCUUUCUCAUUUGACAGAUGCUGAAAUCGUCGGCGUUGAGUGUAAAGUCUUUUUGCCUGAUGGAACUGAUCAAAUCUGUCAAAUAUGGCAAUUUGACAGUCCUGUUAAAAAAGUAAAUUAAACUUAUUAUUUUAUUGUAAAUAACUUUUCAUAAGACCAUGGCAUUUACUUGACUAAUCCGCGCCAAAAUCACUGAAUGAACCUUUCAGUUUAUGACUGUACCGUAAUAAAGAAAUUUUUUAAUUACUAUUUCCCGCAAGGAAAAGGUCUUCUAAUUUAAAAAAAGCCCCAAAACACAAAAAAAAAAAAAAAAAAAAAAAAAAAAAAAAAAAAAAAAAAAAAAAAAAAAAAAAAAAAAAAAAAAAAAACAAAAAAAAAAAUUUUUAAAAUAAAUUUCCCCCAAAAAAAAAGUUUUUAAAAUAAAAAAAAACCCACAAAAAAAAAAAAAAAAAAAAAAAAAAAAAAAAAAACAACAGAAAGAAACAAAAAAAACAAACAAACAAACCCAACAGCAAAACAAUAAAAAAAACAAACAAAUAAAAAAAAAAACCUUAAAAAAAAAAAAAACAAAAAAAAAAAAAAAAAAAAAAAAAAAAAAAAAAAAAAAACAACAGAAAGAAACAAAAAAAACAAACAAACAAACCCAACAGCAAAACAAUAAAAAAAACAAACAAACAAACCCAACAGCAAAACAAUAAAAAAAACAACAACAUUUAUUUCAAGCUAAAACUAAACAAUUAUUUUAGACUUACCGAAAACACUAUUAUUUCAAACUAAAGCUAAACACUUAUUUCAAAGUACCGGUACAACUAAACACUUAUUUUAUACUUAUAGAAAACACUAAUAUUUCAGACUAAAACCAAAUACUUAUUUCAGACCAAGGACAUCCUCAUGGCCGAAGCUUGCCUAGGGGGAAACCCAGAUGACUUUUACCUCGAGUUAAUGCUGCCCAAUGAAGAAAAGCAAGUCAUGAAUGAAGAGCAAGACUUAAACUAUUAUAUGGAUGAUUUAACAAAAGCUUACUCUAUUUACAUUAGAAGAAAUGAAGCAAAUUUAAUCGACUGUUCAUAA